GCCGCACAGCUCCUGUCGCCGUCGCGGCUUCCGGUGCUAGGUGGAGGGAGGGCAGGAGGGAGCCGGGGAGCGGGCCAGCGGACCAGCUUCGCCGCGGUCGGCUUGCGGAGCGGGAGGCGGCGGCCGGAGAGCCAGGCGGAACCUGCGGGGGCGGGGGCGGCGGUGGCAGCCGCGGCGCAGGGAGCAGGAACAGGAUCAAGCCCUCCAUACCAGGGACCAGGCUAAAGCCAGAUCACCACUGCCCCUACCUGGGCCCCAUUGACUUCAAGCGGCCACUGUAAUCAUGGGCAAUAUCUUCGGGAACCUUCUGAAGAGCCUCAUCGGGAAGAAGGAGAUGCGCAUCCUAAUGGUGGGCUUGGAUGCUGCAGGGAAGACCACCAUCCUGUACAAGCUGAAACUCGGGGAGAUCGUCACCACCAUCCCGACCAUCGGAUUUAAUGUGGAGACAGUGGAAUAUAAGAAUAUCAGCUUUACAGUAUGGGAUGUCGGUGGCCAGGACAAGAUUCGGCCCCUCUGGAGACACUACUUCCAGAACACCCAAGGCUUGAUAUUUGUGGUUGACAGCAAUGACCGGGAGCGAGUGAAUGAGGCCCGGGAGGAGCUGAUGAGGAUGCUGGCGGAGGAUGAGCUCCGGGAUGCUGUUCUCCUUGUGUUUGCAAACAAACAGGAUUUGCCCAAUGCCAUGAACGCUGCUGAGAUCACAGACAAGCUGGGACUGCAUUCUCUGCGUCACCGCAAUUGGUACAUCCAGGCCACCUGUGCCACCAGCGGGGACGGGCUGUAUGAAGGCUUGGACUGGCUGGCCAAUCAGCUCAAAAACAAGAAGUGAGAGCCAGGCAGCCCUCUCUUGACUACCCCACCCACUCCUGACACAUACCUGUUGUCUCCUUACCCCACUUCCCCCUUUCUUCCUCUUGAAAGUGUGGCCAAGGCCCUGGGUAUCAUGUCCACAUGCCCACAGGCACCUUGCCUCCCAAGCCUCCCUCCUCCUUCCCUGUGCAGACAUGGUCUGCCCCCACCUGCUGUCCUGAUGAUGAGUCAUUCCUGCUUCCUGGAUUUAAGACAGAAUGAAGCUGUAUGGUUUCGUGGGGUGGUCCCCCUGGGUUUCAGGAGGAAGACUGGGGUGUUCUCUGUUUGCUGUUUGGCACUGGUUGCUGUGCUCCUGGCAUCUGAGUCCCUUCCCUGUGUCCCUGGCCACUCUCUUCCCUGUCGUCCUUUCCUUUGACACCCUCUCCAAUCUACAUGGACAUUGCACGGGCCUCCCUGUGUGCGUGCAUGUGUGCGCCUGUAUAUACGUGUAUAGAGAGAUAUAUAUGUCGGGUCAGGGGAGGGAGCAGAGCGCAGCUCAGGGCUUGCAGCCAGAACACUGCGCACGAGGACUUGUCACCUGUCCUUCCAUGUUGGCGAGAUAAGGGGAUGUGGGUAGGUCCCACAGGUGGCGUUCCUGGAUGUUAGGGUACAUGAUGGGCUCCUACAGCCAUCUGUCUUUAUCUUUCCUUCUCCACUAUUACGAGCACAUGAAAUGGCAUUGAUCUCUGGGUGACUGUUCCCAAGGAGCUGCCAUCCUACUCUGCCUCAUUAGUAGGAAGGAAAGGAGCCCUGUCACGCAUUCAGUCUAGAGUGUUGUAUUGAUCUUCCCCACUGCCCUCAGAUCUGCUCCCCAGGGACUCAGAGGGAGGUGGGUUAGUGGGACCUGCAUGUAGAGGGUGGACAGUGGUCUGGGGAAGGCCUCGAUCUUCCAUCUUACUCUCAUGAGGAGGAGAAGGUAAGGCAUGGAGCAGUCAUGUUCCUGCCUUCUGGUCUUGGGGGCCGGGUGGGUCUAUCUGUCAGAGAUAUUUUCCCCUUAGUAGUUCUGCUGGCCUGGUGAGGACUGACCAGGUCUAAUAAUGAGAAGCCAUGGGUUGGGGGGGUGACAUAGCCCGUCUCAGUAUCAACCCCUGUUCUCCAGUUCUCUGUCUAGUGCAGGACCAGGAAAGAUAAGUUUCUGUUAGCCUCGAUGUCCCAUCCCCCUCCAUUCUGGCAGCUUUCCCCAGUCCUCCCUGUCCCUGAAGAGGUCUGUGGGGUUGGAGUAGAUACCUAGGGCCCUGCAUGGGUCCUGCUGAGGCUGGAACUGUGAUCCAUCUUCAGGGCCCUCCCUCCAUUGUCUACUUGUUCAGUUGCUGCUGCAGGUCUGUAGAGGGCGCCUGUUCCAGAAGCGCUGACCUGGGUCCUGACUUGUCGCUGCACUGAAGCUGUGGCUGUUCUGUGGGCUCCUGUGUGUGCUGGCUGCGCCCUGAGCUCCAAAACAGUUACCCAUAACCUCUGCUAAGGUCAGGACCCUGGGCUCUCUGCAGUAUGGCCGAGGGACCCUUCCCAGAGGGCUGUUCUGAUCUCACUUGGUGGCCAGGUUUCCUGCUACCUUUGUCUAUAGCAGCAGAUAGGUUCCCCAGCCUACCGUCAGCUGAGCUGUGUGAGGUCCCAGGAUGUCUCUCAGUGUGCUCUGUGAUACCCCAGACACCACGUGGGUGUGUGCUCUAGACCUGGUGUGUGUGUGUGUGUGUGUGUGUGUGAGAUCUCUACAUGGGGGUGCCAGGGGUUCUGUUUCAUUUUAAAUGGGUUCCUUCCAUUUCCCGGGUUCCUCUCUUUAUUGUUCCUGUCCUCCUGUCGCCCUCACUCUCUCUGCCAUUUCCAAGCCCCCCCCCCCCCCCCCCCCCCCCCCCGUUGCUGCUGUGAGCGCCUGUUUGCCUUCUCAGUUCACUCACCACUUUGCCUGUUUGGUUUUAUUUUUGUCUUCUAUUUGAUUUUCUACUCUACCUUUGCUUUGAGAUUGGUGAGGACUUUGCCUCUUUCUCUGCCACGCUCUCUGACCUCCCACUUAGAUGCUAGUUCCAGAUAGGUUUUGUACAUUGCAGACUUCAUUCCAUUCCUGCGCCCCUUACCACAGCUUCUUAUUUUUCCCACCUCCUGGGACCAACCUGAGGCUGAGCGGACUGAGGCAGCCUUGAAUGUUUCCUUGGUGCUGCUCCAGACAUGUCCAGCAGGGGGCAGCAACAUCCUGGUGAUGCCUCUGGCUUUGUGGGAGGUGGGGGUCUUUCUGCACUCCCGGUUGGUCUUUAGGGGUUGGGUGUUUCAUCCCAUUUCUGUGAACUCCCUCUCUUGCCUUUUUCAAGUUGGUUUAAUUUUUGAUCUUGUUCUCCCUUUCUUUUUGGAGACUCCUCCCCCUUCCCUCCACCUCCAAAAUUUGUGGUGUUCCAGUGGUAUCUGCAGUUCUGAAGUGGGUUUUUUCUUUUUGCUUUCUCUGGAAUGUGGACUGUACAUGUUUAAUAACUUGCCUUCUCUAUUCUUGCUCAAAAGUGUGGGAUAAUGCAAUGACUGUGCCCUGGUUGGAAAUUAAACUUGUUUUACGCA
Apodemus sylvaticus (European woodmouse) is the source of this 3387-nucleotide messenger RNA. It is a transcript of the gene Arf3, whose product is annotated as ADP ribosylation factor 3. The record is from RefSeq and is a predicted model, not a curated record. The coding region runs from base 284 to 829 and encodes 181 amino acids. Gene Ontology annotation, biological process: vesicle-mediated transport; intracellular protein transport. Lineage: Eukaryota; Metazoa; Chordata; Mammalia; Rodentia; Muridae. Gene Ontology annotation, cellular component: plasma membrane; cytoplasm. Gene Ontology annotation, molecular function: GTPase activity; GTP binding. The transcript has 5 exons.